Molecule: messenger RNA, 1173 nt
Organism: Sclerotinia sclerotiorum 1980 UF-70
Lineage: Eukaryota; Fungi; Ascomycota; Leotiomycetes; Helotiales; Sclerotiniaceae
Exons: 6
Coding region: 1-1173 (390 amino acids)
Biological process (GO): protein phosphorylation; signal transduction
Cellular component (GO): cytoplasm
Molecular function (GO): protein serine/threonine kinase activity; ATP binding; protein serine/threonine/tyrosine kinase activity
Source: RefSeq, a predicted model, not a curated record
AUGUCACAAAAUCGGCCUGCUGCCUUCUCGAGCUUGAGAAUGGGAGAGGUAAUCCGCGAAAAGGUCCAAGAUGGCAUUACCGGCGAAACUCGAGAUAUGCAAUAUACACAAUGCAAGAUCGUACGAAAUGGUUCCUUUGGUGUUGUCUUUCAGACCAAGUUGUCACCUUCGGGAGAAGAUGCUGCCAUCAAACGCAAUCGUGAAUUGCAAAUCAUGCGCAUCGUUCGUCAUCCCAACAUUGUCGAAUUAAAGGCUUUCUAUUAUUCAAACGGCGAACGAAAGGAUGAGGUAUAUCUUAAUCUAGUGCAAGAGUUCGUCCCUGAGACGGUUUACCGCGCAUCGAGAUAUUUCAACAAGAUGAAGACAACCAUGCCGAUCAUCGAAGUGAAGCUGUACAUCUAUCAACUCUUCCGCGCUCUCGCCUAUAUCCACUCACAAGGAAUCUGCCAUCGUGAUAUCAAGCCACAAAAUUUACUUCUUGACCCUGGUAGUGGAAUUUUGAAGUUGUGUGAUUUUGGUAGUGCAAAGAUACUCGUAGAGAAUGAGCCAAACGUUUCAUACAUCUGCUCACGCUAUUACCGAGCACCAGAAUUGAUUUUCGGUGCUACCAACUACACAACCAAGAUUGAUGUUUGGUCAACUGGUUGCGUGAUGGCAGAAUUGAUGCUGGGACAACCUCUCUUCCCUGGUGAAUCUGGUAUUGAUCAACUGGUCGAGAUCAUCAAGGUUCUAGGUACACCAACUCGAGACCAAAUUCGUACCAUGAAUCCCAACUACAUGGAGCACAAGUUCCCACAAAUCAAGCCACACCCAUUCAACAAGGUCUUCCGUAAGGCCGACGCUAGUGCCAUCGAACUUAUUUCCAAGCUACUAGAGUACACUCCUACCGAGAGGCUUUCAGCUAUUGAAGCGAUGGUUCACCCGUUCUUUGAUGAAUUACGUGAACCCGAUAAGACAUUCCCAGAUUCUCGUCACCCUGGUAAUUCAGCGAAGAACUUGCCAACCUUGUUCGAUUUCUCCAUUCAUGAAUUAUCCAUUGCACCGGAACACAAUCAACGGCUGGUACCGCAAUAUAUUCGACCAAGUUUGGUAGCAAGGGAUAGCAAACUCGAUAUUGAUAGUCCAAAUUUCAAACCAUUGACGAGAGAUGCGAUGAUGGCAAGAUUAGAUUGA